Cornus florida is the source of this 1524-nucleotide messenger RNA. Its product is annotated as probable disease resistance protein RPP1. Gene Ontology annotation, biological process: defense response. Gene Ontology annotation, molecular function: protein binding. The transcript is spliced from 3 exons. Lineage: Eukaryota; Viridiplantae; Streptophyta; Magnoliopsida; Cornales; Cornaceae. The record is from RefSeq and is a predicted model, not a curated record. Bases 1 to 1524 code for a protein of 507 amino acids.
AUGGAGAGGCUGAGACUGCUUCAACUCGAUUUUGUCCAUUUAAGUGGAAGUUACCAAUCUCUCUCUGGUAUACUUGUAUGGCUAUCUUGGAAAGGGUUCUCUUUGAAAUGUGUACCACCAACCUUAAUUAUGGAUAAUUUGGUUGCCAUUGACUUGAGCUAUAGCAAGCUCAAACAAGUUUGGAGAGGAACUAAGGUUUUGGGCAAAUUAAAAUACCUUUAUCUCAGUUAUUCAUGUUUCUUGAUCAAAACUCCGGACUUCAUGGGGUUCACCAGUCUUGAGAAAUUGUUGCUUAAUGGUUGUACAAAGCUGGUAGAGGUUCACCAAUCAAUUGGACGUUUGGAAAAUCUUCUUGUCUUGGAUUUGAAUAACUGCCAGAAUCUUGAGAAGAUUCCCCUUACCAUUUUCAUGUUGAAGUCUGUCAUUGAAGUCAAUCUGUCGGGCUGCUCCAAAUUACAGUGGCCAACAUACUUUCAAAGAUGGCCACUUGAAUCAAGCUUCUCGUCGUUACAAUUAUCAAGUAGCCUCAGGAAAAUAGUUAUGAACGACUGCAAUAUAACACAUGUGCCCAUCGAAAUUGGUAGAUUGAUGUCCUUGGAAUAUUUGAAUCUUAGCAGAAACAAAUUUUCCAACCUACCAGCUACCAUCUCUACCCUUCCGCUACUGAAGGUCCUCCAGUUAGACGAUUGUGGUCGGCUUGAAUCUAUUGGGGACCUUGCAGUAAAUUUAUUGCGAUUGCGUGUACACUGCUGCGCAUUGCAAAGCAUAUCAAUGGAAUCAGAAGCUGGAGAAGCAGAAUUCAUGACUUGUUACCAUUGUCCCAUAUUAGUCAACAACAAUUUGGCAUAUAAUUUUAGAAGAAAUAUACUCCGUCAUCCGGGACUGCGAGAAAUAGGUCAGUAUAGUAUUGUUGUUCCCGGGAGUGAGAUUCCGAGGUGGUGCAACUACCAGAGUGAUGGAAAUGUUAUAAGUUUUCGGGUGCCUCAGCUCGCGGGUCGGAUAUUACAAGGCUAUAUUCUCUGUGUUGCUUUUUCUGGCAGCUGGAAAGAAUAUCUUGGCUCCCAAAAACACACUCGCUCGUUUAACAUUGUAUGUGAGUUUUUAAAUAAAACCAUGAUGUUUACAUAUCAAUUUGAAGCACAAAUAGUUGGUUUUGAUCAUUUAAGAAUUGAAGAUCAUCCGAGAGUUGAAGAUCAGAUGUGGCUCACCUACGUACCAAACCAGUUACAUUAUCUAUGGCGUUGCUUGCAUAAUUAUAUGUUGUACAGUGGAGAUGAAAUGGAGAUAACAGUAAGAGACCAAUGUAAUGGCUGGUCGGUGAACAAGUGUGGGGUUUGUCUGGUUUACAAGGACGAUGAGAAGGAUCCCAAUUAUGAUGCCGCCUCACUUCACCCAAUCACUAUUGCUUCAGAGUUCCCUCCAGUUGAUGAAAAUGAGCUUGUGAUAAAGUCGACAACUUAUGGAAUUCUCUGUGAGGCUCAUAUUUUUAACCAUCCAUGGUAUACUAGGAUUGUAAAGGAUUAA